AUGAGCCGAACCCUGCUCAGAGUGGGACACGACGGACGCAGUCUGCUAUGUGCCUACGGCGGCGGGAGGCAAGGCUUGAGUCGUGUAGAGAUGACACCGGGUGUUGACUCGAUUCCCGAAACUCGUCUCGAGUCCACUUAUGCUCAGGCAGGUCGAGUCAGGGAGCAGAAGCUGCGCGUCGCUGACGGUGAUACUUAUACGAAAAGGCCGAAGAAAUACUACCGGCAGGGCCAGGUUGUCAGAAAGGCGCUCCUUGGGGGCGUUACGCUGAGCGGUGUCCGCAAACUCGGCGUACACUUCACAGACACAAAGGGGAAUGCGACGCACGUGUUUGACGGUAGAGAGGCUUGUCUCUCCAAGAAACUGGAAUACGGCGAUUUUGGGCUCCUAAGAGAUGACGUGGCCGAGGGCCUGGGCGGCGAUGUCCAUCCCACUUAA
Molecule: messenger RNA, 438 nt
Organism: Ustilaginoidea virens
Lineage: Eukaryota; Fungi; Ascomycota; Sordariomycetes; Hypocreales; Clavicipitaceae
Exons: 1
Coding region: 1-438 (145 amino acids)
Source: RefSeq, a predicted model, not a curated record